Molecule: messenger RNA, 1727 nt
Organism: Amphiprion ocellaris (clown anemonefish)
Lineage: Eukaryota; Metazoa; Chordata; Actinopteri; Pomacentridae
Gene: cdk5rap3
Product: CDK5 regulatory subunit associated protein 3
Exons: 14
Coding region: 140-1651 (503 amino acids)
Biological process (GO): regulation of cyclin-dependent protein serine/threonine kinase activity; regulation of mitotic cell cycle
Cellular component (GO): endomembrane system
Source: RefSeq, a predicted model, not a curated record
UUCUAUUGGCUCUGCUUCUCCUAACGUGUCAUAAACAGUGAAAUCCGGAUGGUGACAGUGGUUUUUAAUUCGUGUCUUUAAUUUAAGGCUAUAAUGAAGCCUUAAAACUUGGAAAGCUUUGUUGAAAGGUGAAGUAACAAUGGAGAAUAUUCAGAAUCUUCCCAUCGACAUUCAGACCAGCAAGCUUUUAGACUGGCUGCUGGAUCGACGUCACUGUAACCUGAAAUGGCAGACUGCAAUAAAAGCAAUCAGAGAGAAGAUCAACGCUGCCAUCCAGGACAUGCCAGAAAACGAGGAGAUCAAGCAGCUUCUCUCCGGCUCCUACAUCCACUACUUUCACUGCCGGAGAAUAGUGGAGAUACUGAAGGGAACCGAGGCUUCCUCUAAGAACAUCUUUGGCAGAUAUUCAUCUCAGAGGAUGAAGGACUGGCAGGAGAUUGUGUCCCUUUAUGAAGCAGAUAACGUCUAUUUGGCGGAAGUGGCCAGCCUGCUGAGUCGGAAUGUGAGCUACGAAGGCCCGGCUCUGAGGAAGCAGCUGGCCAAAGCCCAGCAGCUGCAGCAGGAGCUGAGCAGGCGGGAAGUGGAGUGCCAGAGUUCAGCUGCAGACCUGAGGGAGCGCUACUACGCUGCCUGCAAGCAGUACGGCAUCACAGGUGAAAAUGUGCCUCGAGAGCUUCAGGCUCUGGUCAAAGACUUACCAGCGGUUCUUGACAAAGUGGGGAAGGAUGCAGUGAAGUUAGAAGAGCAAAUCCAACUUUAUGCUGCUUUUACAAACUUUGUAUGCGACUGGUCUGAACCCAUCCUGCCCAUGCUGACAUUUGCUCAGAAGAAAGGGAACACGACGUUUUAUGAGUGGAGAACAGGGAAAGUCCCCACUGUUGUUGAAAGGCCAGUUGUGGAGGAAGCACCUCCUGAUGCAGCCGCAGAUGACACGAUUGACUGGGGCGACUUUGGCAAAGGAGCAGAUACUCUGAAUUCGGGCAUCGCAGUUGAGGAUGGAAUCGACUGGGGUAUCAGUCUGGAGCCGAACACUGAGGACCCUGCUGGAGGCGGCAUCGACUGGGGCGACAGUGAACCAGCGCCCGUUGAAAUUGAAAUCGUAGAUGCGGGCACAGACUGUCCUGAUGGCGUGGCGAGGGGCGAGGACGCUCUAAGUGUUCUGGAAACCUCUCAGUCACGAAGCCAGUUCAUCGACGAGCUAAUGGAGUUGGAGGUGUUUCUAACGCAGCGCAUCAGUGAGAUGGGAGAGGAGGGAGACAUCGUCGCUAUGAGCCAGUUCCAGCUCGCCCCCUCCGUCAUCCAGUCCCAAACCCGCCAACAUGUCCAGGAGAAGCUGUCACAGGUCCAGGACCUUCUGGGCCGACUCACCUCUCUGAGGAUGCAGCAUCUGUUCAUGAUCCAGGCCUCUCCACGGUAUGUUGAACGUGUCUCGGAGGUGCUGAGACAGAAGCUGAAGCAGGCAGACAUCCUGGUGCUGAAAGGUGCCACGAUGGCUGAGAAGAGGCAGGAAGCCCUGGAGGAGCAGUCCAGGCUGGAGCCUCGUGUUGACCUGCUGGCAGGAUGCACCCGGGAACUCCAGAAACUGAUCGAAGCAGACAUUUCAAAGCGAUACCACAACAGGCCGGUCAACCUGAUGGGGGUUAAUAUUUAGUGAACCUCACAGACAUUCACUAAAAAUAGUUUGUCACGUUCUUCAAGGAGAAAUAAAAAGUGGUGUUUAAUAGAAA